Messenger RNA from Belonocnema kinseyi, 10533 nucleotides. RefSeq names its product importin subunit beta-1 (gene Fs(2)Ket). Gene Ontology annotation, molecular function: small GTPase binding; nuclear import signal receptor activity. The transcript is spliced from 7 exons. The coding region runs from base 444 to 3113 and encodes 889 amino acids. Gene Ontology annotation, cellular component: cytoplasm; nucleus. The record is from RefSeq and is a predicted model, not a curated record. Lineage: Eukaryota; Metazoa; Arthropoda; Insecta; Hymenoptera; Cynipidae. Gene Ontology annotation, biological process: protein import into nucleus.
GUGUGCAUUCGGUAUUCGGCGGGCCUUUAGCACGAAAUAGUUCCAAACGUGCUCAUGAAUCAUUGGAAGAUUUAAACUCAGAAAACCGUUUGAGUCACUUCCCCCUCUUAAAUAAUUAGAAAAAUUCCUUGAUAUCCCCCACUCAAUCUAUUUGCCAAUUUAACGCCAUUUCGUCGAUCGUCUUCCAUUUCGCGAUUGUCCUUCAAUUGGCGCUGUCUGAGCGUUUUUCAAGUUGCCCUUGGUUGCCAACGAACGAUAUAUCCCUGCGCGGCACGCGACGACCGGGAAGGAAGUCAGCAGCGUGGGAAGGGGGUACGUCGAGCAGUAGAUUCGGUGGCUACAUGUGGGCAUCUGCCGGUCGCGACGAGUCCAUUAACGUAUCGUUCAACGCAUAAAACUACAUUUUUUUACACGGAGUGCCAAGGGCUCAUAACUGCCACGCCAUGCAGAUGGACCCGACCACAUUGCAGCUGAUACAGGUCCUCGAAAAGACCGUUUCACCAGAUAAAAAUGAACUCGAAGCAGCACAAAAUUUCCUUGAACAGGCAGCUCAAGCGAAUUUCAAUGAAUUCGUUCAACGACUCAGCGGCGUGCUCGUCACUCCAGCUGCAAGCGUCGUUGCACGCAUGGCAGCCGGACUACAACUUAAAAAUCAGCUGACGUCAAAAGAUUUGGCCCUAAAAUCCCAAUACCAACAGCGAUGGCUCGCUAUUCCUGCAGACAAAAGGGAAUUCAUCAAGAACAAUAUAUUAGGAGCACUAGGAACAGAGAACAAUAGGCCGAGUUCAGCAGCUCAGUGUGUAGCCUAUGUUGCUGUUGCUGAGCUGCCAGUUAGAGAAUGGAACGAACUCAUACCUUACCUGGUUAAUAACGUGACCAAUAUGAACAGUACAGAAAUGGUUAAAGAAGCUACGCUUGAAACAAUCGGUUAUAUUUGUCAAGAAAUCGAAAGCGAGGUGCUUGUAACGCAGUCGAACCAAAUAUUAACAGCUAUCAUUCACGGUAUGAAGAGUUCCAACACAUCGAAUCACGUUCGACUUGCAGCAACAAGCGCUCUUUUUAAUUCUCUCGAAUUUACCAAAGGAAAUUUUGAAAUAGAGACCGAAAGAAAUUUUAUCAUGGAGGUUGUAUGCGAAGCAACACAGUCCACGAACACGCAAGUCAGGGUCGCGGCGUUACAAUGUCUUGUAAAAAUAAUGUCCUUGUAUUAUCAGUACAUGGAACCAUACAUGAGUCCAGCCCUCUUCCCCAUUACCCUCGAGGCAAUGAAAUCGGAUAGUGACGAAGUCGCGCUCCAGGGUAUCGAGUUCUGGUCGAACGUAUCGGAAGAAGAAGUCGACUUGUCGAUGGAAGAAGGAGAAGCGCACGAGGGAGGACGACCUCCAACGAAAGUUUCCAAACACUAUGCAAAGGGAGCUUUGCAGUACUUGGUGCCAGUUCUGAUGGAAAAGUUAACAAAACAGGAGGAAUGCGACGACGAGGAUGACUGGAAUCCUUCAAAAUCCGCUGGAGUCUGUUUAAUGCUUCUAGCUUCUUGCUGCGAGGAAACCAUCGUGCCACACGUUCUUCCAUUCAUAAAGGACAACAUCAAGAAUCCGGACUGGCGGUAUCGAGACGCGGCUCUGAUGACCUUUGGCUCCAUCCUCGGUGGACUGGAACCCAACACCCUGAAGCCUUUAACCGAACAAGCCAUGCCGACCUUGAUAGAACUGAUGUACGACACCAGUGUCGUCGUCAGGGACACAGCCGCUUGGACCUUUGGCAGAAUUUGCGAAGUCAUUCCAGAAGCAGCGAUAAACGAAACUUACCUGAAACCGUUGUUGGAGUCGUUUGUCAACGGACUCAAGGCCGAACCCAGAGUAGCAGCAAAUGUUUGCUGGGCAUUUUCGGGACUCGCCGAGGCGAGCUAUGAAGCUGCUGAAACGGCGGAAGAAGGACAGCAGCCGGAAACCUACUGCAUGUCUCAAUACUUUGAUUUUAUAAUCCAACGACUCUUGGAGACGACGGAUCGUCCUGACGGAGCGCAGGCAAAUCUCCGCUCGGCUGCCUACGAGGCCCUCAUGGAGAUGGUGAAGAACUCUCCGCGCGACUGCUAUGUAACUGUACAGAAAACGACAAUGGUGAUACUCGAGAGACUGCAGCAGGUUCUGCAGAUGGAGACGCACAUUCAAAAUCAUUCUGAUCGAGCCCAGUACAACGAUUUGCAAUCUCUGCUGUGCGCGACUUUGCAAUCGGUACUGAGGAAAGUCACUCCCGAGGAUGCACCGCAGAUCUCGGACGCUAUCAUGGGCGCGCUCUUGUCAAUGUUCAACUCAAAUUCCUGCAAGUCAGGAGGCGUGCAAGAAGAUGCUCUCAUGGCUGUCUCAACCCUGGUUGAAGUUCUCGGCGAAGGUUUCUUGAAGUACAUGGACGCUUUCAAACCAUUCCUGUUCCUCGGCUUGAAAAACCACUCGGAAUAUCAAGUCUGCUGUGCGGCGGUUGGUGUCACAGGUGACAUUUGUCGCGCGAUGAAGAACAAAAUGCUGCCUUACUGCGACGAGAUCAUGACCUUGUUGCUGGAGAAUCUUGGAAACAACACGGUACAUCGGUCCGUCAAGCCGCAGAUUCUCGCUGUCUUUGGCGACAUUGCGCUCAGCAUUGGAUCGGAGUUCAAAAAGUACCUGGAUGUAGUUUUGCAGACUCUGGCACAAGCUUCUCAGGCGCAAGUGGACAAGACCGAUUAUGAUAUGAUCGAUUAUCUGAAUGAGUUGAGAGAAGGAGUGCUCGAAGCCUACACAGGCAUCGUUCAGGGCUUGAGAGGAGAUGAUGAAAGCGCGGUUAGUCCUGAUGUCGUGUUGCUCGAGCCACAUGUACCAUUCAUCAUUCACUUCAUCACCACCAUUGCCCAGGACAGCGAUCACUCUGAUGGCAAUGUUGCAAUCGCGGUUGGUCUCAUCGGUGAUCUCGUUAUGGUUUAUGGAGCCAAGAUGCUACCCAUGGUUGAAACUGAUGCCAUUGCUGGUUUACUCACCAAAGGCAGGAGAUCUCGCACUGGCAAGACGAAAACUUUGGCGACUUGGGCUACCAAAGAAAUCCGAAAAUUGAAGAAUGCCGCAAAUGCUACAUCUAGUUGAUCACCCCACGGUUGUACUGUCAUGCGAUUUGAUUUGACUAGAAAGCUAUCGAACACAAUGCAAAGACAACAAGAUUGGAUGAUGCGGAUGCGAGUUGAUGGAUGUGCGUGAGUUCCAAAGCGAUGACGAUGAAAUUAUGAGUCUGCACGUGUCCCCCUGGCGACGAUGUAAGUGAUUAAAGCCGGUGGUGUCAUGACAGCCCCAUAGUCAAAACACCUGUGUCUGCCGGAUUUUGUCGACUGUGGAUGACGAAGAGUGCAAGUGGAUGUUGCCGAUGAAUGAACCCAAGAACGCAGCUUUUGUCGAAGUCCGGUGAUGGAAAGUAUGUCUGAAAUCUGAAAUCGAGACUGCGUCUUCUCUAAGUGCGUGUCUGUGAUCCAUUGAACAGCCCAAUGGAGGACUUCGAUGGCCAAUGAAUCACGUGAUAAAAGAUCUUCUUCUGAGAGGAAGAGCGAAUGUUGAGAGCCAAAGCACACGCACGUGUACGAUGAUGAGUGUGAGUCAGAUAAGUGAAAUAAGUAUGUGUGAGAAAGAUAGAACGUGAGAGAGAGAGGGAGAAGGGGGGGGGUGGUUUUGAGAGUUUGUGAGAAAAUGCGACUGAUAGAGUGUGAGACUUUAAGCGUUUAAAAAACUAAGGGUGAGUGCGCGCACGUACACGUUCGCUUCUCUCAUCCUUGUAAAUAACAAACGCACUUGAAUCACCGCUCAUGAUAUAUGAAUAAUAUAGAGGAAUGAAAUUGUUCCACUGUCUUGUAUAAAAAUGAUGAAUUUAGGAGAAUUAAAAGUGCGUUUGCGAUUGCACAAGUGAGAUGAGGAAAUAGAUGAAGAGUGAGAAUAGAUGCAGUAAGAUUACAAGAGAGAGAAAUACCGCGUUCACUUUCUUUCAGUGAGAGAAUUGGAACGCAAAGUUUUCGAUUUAAUUAUGUUGUGCGAGGAAUUACUAGUGAAGAUGAUGAUCUGUAUGUUACUUUCCCCGAAUAUGAAUGUCUGUUACUGUUAGUUCAUUAAAAUUAUUAUUUUGCCCGCAUGUGUUAUUGAGUUGUAUAGAGCUCCUCGUCCAAGCUUCUCUUUGCAGUGGCCGAGCCAGCUGCUCAGAUUUCUUCACUAUCCAGACAAAUUAAUUUUGAUCUAAUCUAAAGCGAGGCCAUGUCUUUUAAGUUUUUGAUGGUGAUGAUGAAAGUUUCUGUUAUAAGCGAUUGCGCGAAUCAUGGAUAAGUUUUAACCAUUCGCUUUAAGUUUUACAUUGGCCACUGCGUUCCAGUGAGUUGAGGAAAACAUUCAAUAAACCAAAUUACAAAAUCAUUCCAAAAUCAAAUACGGAAACUCGAUUACGGAAUUUGACUGCGUUUUCCUUUACCUUCUACAUCCACUUGUAAUGCAAGUUUGAUCGAAUAGAACUUUGUAAGGGACAUUUGCUGAAAGCCCUCAAACUUUGUGUGGAAAAGUGGAAAUAAAAUUCUUUUUUUUUUUUUUUUUUUUUUUUGAUCAACAAAACAAAAUGGUCUUUCAAUAAUCUUUCUUUAACACGGUCGCGAUUUUUUGGUAUAUUUCUUUUGAGUUUUUCGCGAUUUCGGGUUUAUCCAUCGUCUCCCUUCCUAAAAUAACUGAAACGUAACAAGUACCUGUUUAAAUACGUUCCGAUUUAAUCGUAGGUUACGUCGUGCUCAUUCAGAUGUGAGGAAACUAGUUUGUUCUAACAAACGAUGCAUUCCAAAGAGUCCUGCUGAGAUAUUUUUACUAAACAUAUUUCUUGUUUUAAACUACUCAAUUUUGAAUUAAUAUGAUAUUUCAAUUAGGAUGAAAUUUUCUUUGUGUUUUGGACAUUACUUAAUUCAUCUCGAGCAGGAUAUGUAAUUUCUGAUAAUAAUCAUACAAAUUUGUUUAGAUUCUCUAGAAAUACGACCAAUGUAAAACGAUAGGUUGAGCGUUUCUCGAGCAAAGAUCUAAAUUGAAUAACCUUCAUACCUCGUAUUUAAAACAUUAUUCUUCCUUACAUUUUCUUAAAAAGGCAUUAGCCACCAAACUUGAGUUUUAUUUAUUUUUUUUUUUUUUUUAUAUAAUAUUGAUUAUAAUUUAAAACUUUUCCUUGAACUCUUAAACGAAAGUGAGAGAAGUAGAAAGUCCCAAGCAACAAUCAAUAUUUAAAAAUCCAUCUGUGAUUUCUCCGGGAUGUAAUCCCGACGGCCUAAUAUUAAAAUGAUGUGAUUCGAUCACUCGUUUACGAGUUUAGGAUUUUCAUUUAGUAUCCUUAGUCGUGAAUAGAUCUCUUUUUUUCGCUAUAAGAUUUUUCUUGGGAGCAUACUUGACAACCUCUGUUUUAACGGUAGUCAAAUGUAAAUAUAAAUGAUCUUUUUGACAAGAUUUCAAAAUCAUUCCGUACGCCAAAGAAAUUUAUGGAAUAUUUUUUCGUUAUAUUUUUCAUCAGGACAUUUUGUUUUUUUUCUCUGUUUUAUGAACAUCUAUGGGGUACUUGCUUCAGGUUAACGUCUUGAAAAUCCCAGAGUGCAAGUAAUAAUGCUGUGUGUUGCGUUUGAGCAUUCCGUGAGAUUAUGAGAGAAAGACGAAAGAAUGCCUUUACACGUGGUAUAUGUGUACAAUGUGUACAAUGUGUUUAACUAAGCGAGUCUCGAUAGACCUUUCCAGUUUCAAUAAUAAUAUUUAGUACAUACGGCAAAGUUUCAUCGUAAAAAGUUUUCCAUACUUAUAUUUUUUUAUAAACUACAGAGUUUCUUUGCAACGAAAGCAGAUGAAAUUAAAGCAGUACUCAGGCGAAUUGUAUUAUAAACAAGAAAAAAAAACAAGAGACUGGAUAACAUUUUGAGUCAGUUGGAAUUUUCAUCCGUUUUUUUUUUUUUAACAAUCCUACAUAUCUACUCAAACUUAUCAGUAACCGAAUCCAUCUCAAGCCUAGCAGGCUCACUAACUUCAAGUCGCGCACGAAACGUUUUUUUUUUUUUUUUUAGAAGAUAUUAUGCGAUCCGCAUUCUUCCUGUUUGAGAAAAAAAUGUACAAAAAUGAUAUUUCUCAAACCAAACGUUGUCCAUUUUUUUUAAUUAUGAUUUUAUUUUUAUUGUCCGGCAAAUCUUGGAAAGAUUCAUAUCUCAAUUAGGCGAAAAUUGAUAAAAGUUGGUUAUGAAAAACAAAUUUUAGACUUCAAAUAUUUAUAAAUACACAGAAAAUUGUUUUUCUCAGGUUGGAUAAAUAAAUGUCUAAUUUCCUCUAAAAAAAAUUGAAAGUUUCGUCAACGAGAGAUUCUGCAACUUGAAGCCUACCCUGAAUUUGAAAGGCCAAUCCACGACUCGUCCUCAUGCUGGUUUCAGGGCGAGAUCGUAUGUACGCUGUGACCUUAGUGCGAGCCCCUUUAGUCUUUUCCUUAUUUUAUACUUCGUUUAAAACUUUAAAUAUUAUUUAUAAAAAAAAAAACAAUCAUUUAUCCACUAUAAAGUGCUGAAAAAAUUCUGAAUAAACUACUAUUGGCUAUUUUUAAAGAUAUUCCCGGAUUUUCAGACGAAAUCAAUGGACUGGUCCUAAAUAAUAGUAUAAAGAUCACACAGUGUACACAUCUCGACCUGAAGCAGGUGUAAGGACGAGUCGUGGACUGCCCAUUUGAAAUAAUCGAAACCAGUUUUUUUAAAUAUAAUUAUUGAAUUCGAAUUAGACGCAAGCUGGCUGUGAGUAUUUGUAAUCGAUUCACAAAAUGAUCGUGGCUCGAUUAAAUUUAGUUAAUGUUGCGAAUAUCAUUAUUCUCUUUUCUGUGAAUCAUUGAUGAAUCUAGGUCUACACAAUUUUUAAGUUGACUCUUUUGGUCAACGGUCAGUGAAGAUUAAUUACUACGAGAAGUCAUCCGUAUUUAGACACCUAUUUUUAAGGAUAUUGACAUUAAAUAAUAUUAAGGGCAAUUACUUGAGUCUUGGUUAAACACAAAAGUAUGUGUGUAAGAGCAAUUCUAAAAGCCGGCCAGGUUCGACUGUUAACUAAAGUAUGGAGUAAUAAUAAUAAAAAGAAUAAAGGAAGAGAGGACUACGAAUUUAAAUAAAAAUGAGACUUAAGAAGUCGAGAUAUCGUUUUGCUACUGAAGGUUUGAUCAUUAAUAUUUCAUAUCGAUGUAUAUAUAAAAGUCUGGUGCCAGUAUUUUGAAUAUAUGUACAUAAAAAGAUAUUGAGUCGUGAACCUAACAAACAAACAAAAAACAUGCAAAAUUAAACAAAACUGAAUGGAGCCUCGUGAAAAGAUUAAAUAUAAGGAUAGUUAAUUGUGCAAACCGGUUGAAAGUGACUUUUGAGAUCAUUUUGAACCGGUGGCGAAUAAAAAAUUGGCUUUAAGAGAAGUUUGAUAUGAUAUCGAAAAUGCUGAGAAGUCAAUUGAGGCAAAAAAAAGCUUCUCUUCGAGCAUUAAUCAGGUUUGUAAUUCGAUGGAUUAUUUGAACCGUGCCAAAUUUGAAGAAAGACGGAGAAUACGUCGUCGUCCAAUUUGAACCUUCCUCUUUUAUACAUUUUUGCUAGAAAUUUAAAUGUCACGGUACUGUGCCGAGAGUCAUUAUUGUCAUCAAAAAAUGGCCGGUUUUUAAAUAAGUCACCUUAUACUAUGCAGAUGAAAGUUAAAGCGCGAGGAACUUGCAGAGUGCGUGAUCGCAAAUAAUUGUGGCUGGACGAUUUUUUUUGGCAUGAAGGCAAGUUUCAUUUGUACAGCACCGACCGUUAAAGUGAUUCUUAAAAUUCAGGUAAUUCUUAUCUUUUACUCGCUUAUCUUGUCCAUCAUUUACAUCAUCUUUCCUUCACUCUUUGUUUUCUUCAAGUAGAAGACCAUGAAAAUCAUUCAAAAUUUACAGGUUUUGACAAUUUCUUAUUGGUUGUAUUUUUUUAAUUCACAAAAUAAAAUGGUUCUUGUGACUUAAGAAACAUUUUGGGAUAAGGAGUCAAUUUUUUGAACAUUUUGUAAAACUGAUACUUUUAUCCGGUGUUUUCUCAAAUAAUGACGGUAGUUAACUUUUUUUUAUUCUGAUGAACGAUUUCUCAUUUUAAAAAUAAACACAAAAGAUGCAGAAUUUUUUGAAGUCUUUGGCGUUUAAGAUUAUUAUUCAGACAACCAGUCACCGUUUUAUUAAUUUUCAAAUUUUAUUACUUUUUCUCGGUGUUCCAUAUCUUUAAUUAGGAUCGUAAAGAAACAUUUAAUUUUUCUUUAAUACCAAAAUUUCGAAGAAAAUGAAGGUUGUUAGAGGACCUGGAAAAUCUGGAAAAGGCGGCGCAAAUUUUCUUUUAUGAUAGCACGAAAGGUAAUAAAAUUGGCCAUAUAAAUUCGAAGAGCAUGUCAAUUUAUUAAAUACAUAUUGGAAAAAAACAUCAAAUUCCGAUGUUUUUGAAAAAUUGAAAUAAUUCUAGAAAUUACUGGCAAUCUCUAUAUUAUUCUUCUAAAUUUCUAAGAUAAUUUUAGAAUUUUUUUAAGUAGAUUCUACCCUAUGGUCAAACAUGGUAAAAAAUGGCAAGAUUUCAAAAAUGUGUAAAUACUUACAAAUAUGUUUCAAUAAGUUAUCGUUUAUAAUUUUUAUUUAAAUUGUAUGAGUACAAUUAUUAUUGUAGUGUGGCGGCUUGUUUCUAUCAUGUUUGACCAUAGGAUAGAACGUAAGUAAGAAAUUCUGAAAAUAUCUUAAUAAUUUAGAAAAAUAAUAUAGUGAUUUGCCUUGGAUAUAAGUCCAAAAGUUUUAAAAAAUGUUGAUAAUUUCCGGGGUUAUUGCAGCUUUUCUAAAACAGAAAUUUGAAGUUAAAAAAAUUUUUUUUUAUUAAAUUUAUAUUUUGCCCUUAGUGAAUUUUCAAUUUCCGAAUUCAUACUAAUGGGUUUCUUUACGACUAAAAAUAUUAUUAUUGAAGGUUAGUUUAAUUAUCCACUAAUAGUUAAUGAGUUUAGGAUUCACUAAUUUGUAGAAAACGCCUUUAGAUUUGCAUUAUUUAAUAACUAUAUGAGCAAAAUUUAAUUUGACAGCAUUAAACAAAAAAGUAAACCUGGAAGAGUCACGGAAAAUCUAAACCAGACUUUUGUUUAGAACAUUGAUUAGAUUGUGUUUUUAGGUCGCAAAGAACACAUAAACAGAGCCUCAUGUUUUCGUCACAGUUUGAGCCGAAGUGGGACAAUUUUACCCGUAAGAACUAAUUGUUUGGGUUUUUUUAUUGUCUGAAUCCAAUUUUAUUUCUUCCUAUAGGUAUUUUGCAAAAUUCGAUGGCUGAUCCCUUAAUUCUUAGGAUCGAUUAUAUGCACAAUUUUUUAUAUCACCAUGUAAAAAUGUGAGUAAAUCAUAUUUUAUAAUACGUUUAAAAAAAAUAACAAUUUUGCUUCCAGGCGCUUCGCUUUAAAAAAAUUGUGAUUGCUACUUUCAUACUUUUCUCCGCAAUCACUUAAGGCAAAUACGUUCAUAAAUUUAACUUUGUUUUAGAAAACAUUUGAGGUACGAACCAAUUAAUAAUUGUUGGGCGAACUAUUCUUAAUAUUCCAGAACUCCGGAAAUUCCUUAUUAGUUAAUUAAUUUCUUAAGUUAUCGAUAGUUUUUACAAAACCAAAUCGACUGAAAAUUAGGAUGACAUAACAGAUUCAGCAAGACAACAUUGCACCUUGAUUUUGGUUUAGUCGCUCAUUUAUAGUGAUUUAUAGAGAAAUGCCUAUAGAAUUUUUCAAGGGUUAUGAUUAAUGAGCGGUACUGUACAAUAAGGAUGCAUUUUAGGAAUGAUCACAGAACGGCAUCCGCUGAUUGAAGCGAAAAUGAUAAACCGCUCGGAAAUGCGUGAUCGCACAAUUGAUAGGCAAUAAUUAAAAUAGUUGAAUAUUUAUUUCCAAUGCACAAGCGAAGCAUUUCCGGGUAUCGUUUAACAUUUUGGCAAAUGCGUGGGUACGUGAGCGAGAUGAAGAUGAAUUUCAGCGACAGAGCGAUCGAAUAUGCGUGUAAAUGUAAUUCUUCUUAUGCGAUAAGAUGAAGAGAAAUAGAGAGAAAGUGUGGUGAUAAUGAAGAAAAAGGUUGAGGAUGAUAAUGGUGGUGAUGAUGAUAUAUAAUGAAAAUGAAUUAAGCUGAAAGGAAGUGCUAAUGACUUCCAUAUGUGUUUUCUGCCUGCCGUGAUGAGUACAAGCACGGUUAAUGCCGAGUAUUGAGGUGAGCAUGUAUAUUCCUGUAAAACAGAACUUUUGAGUGCAUUUUGACAUAUAUUUUUGAAUGCAGGUACAUACGCGAAUUUUUGAGUGCGAAUCGCUGAGCGAAAGUGCCAUAAUACUUCUACUAGUCUUUUCUUUGAAUAGGAGAGCUCAGAGCAUGGAUGUCAAAGUCUUUCCGUUCGAACAGAAAAUCGAGAAAACAAAUUAAUAAAAUCAGUUCUGACGCUUUCGUCACUGUCUGAUCAGCGAUCACUAAUCACUUCGCCCGAAUAAAAUUAUUUCAAUGAGA